CACAAAUAAAAUUUGUAGUGAAUUUUCCGCAAUUUUCAUAGUAUAGGAAUGUCCCAUGACCGUAAAUACGUGAACGCUUAUUCAGGCCAGGGCGACACCGAGUUUAUUUUAGCAUCUGUGAAAGAACAGGAAAUACAGUUUGAGAAGCUGACGCGUGAAUUAGAGGAAGAACACAUAACUGUCGCAAAUCAAUUGGAACAGUUUAGAGUGAAGUCUCCUGAGGCAUUUAAUUAUAGACCAGAGGAAAAUGAAAGAGAAAUAAGCGACACUGAAAGUAAACAAGGUUCAUCGCUUGAUCGAGUGGAAACUUCACUUCCGAAUGGAACAAAACGUUAUGACAGUGACUGUGCCGAGAAUCAAGUUAUUAAUGAUCGAUAUUACACACAAGCAAGACAACCAGUAGAAGCAAAGAUGUUAUACAGUCAAGCAUACCUGGUACAUCAGCGUCCGUACAGCCAAUAUCCUUACCAUGCCAAUCUCGUCCCGCAUCAAUCAGUGUAGCUCCCCCCAGACCAUGCCAUGUCUCUCCCCCUCCCAACCCACCCCCUUAUUCCA
Messenger RNA from Ciona intestinalis (vase tunicate), 555 nucleotides. The record is from RefSeq and is a predicted model, not a curated record. Lineage: Eukaryota; Metazoa; Chordata; Ascidiacea; Phlebobranchia; Cionidae.